This is a messenger RNA of Frieseomelitta varia, 688 nucleotides long. RefSeq names its product ATP synthase subunit delta, mitochondrial (gene ATPsyndelta). Gene Ontology annotation, biological process: proton motive force-driven ATP synthesis. The coding region runs from base 134 to 622 and encodes 162 amino acids. The transcript has 4 exons. NCBI's taxonomy places the organism in Eukaryota, Metazoa, Arthropoda, Insecta, Hymenoptera, Apidae. The record is from RefSeq and is a predicted model, not a curated record. Gene Ontology annotation, molecular function: proton-transporting ATP synthase activity, rotational mechanism.
CUCGAUAGUAAUGCCAUCGUCCGAGCAUAAUAGCAACCUUGUCAUCCUUAUCAAUCGCUUUUGAUUUCGUCUGUCCAUAGUGACUGAUUCCAAUUGAACUUAUAUCUCCAAUAGUUGCUAUAACUGUAUUAACAUGGCUACUAUUGCACGUAACUUACGCCCUUAUUUAAGAUAUAUUCGUAAUCAAAGAAGAACUUAUGCCGAUGCAGCAACCGUUAGCAAUGAAAUGAAGUUUACAUUUGCUGGAGCUAAUCAGGUGUUCUAUGACCAACGUGUAAUUAAACAAGUGGAUGUGCCAUCAUUUUCUGGGUCGUUUGGUAUUUUACCAAAACACGUCCCUACCUUGGCUGUACUGAAACCAGGUGUAGUUACAGUAUACGAAGAAGAUGGAUCAGUCAAAAAAGUUUUUGUUUCCUCAGGAACAGUCACUAUAAAUGAAAACAAUAGUGUACAGAUCUUAGCAGAAGAAGCUCAUCCUUUGGAAAAUCUUGAUGGAUCUGCAGCUAGAGAAGUUCUUAGUAAAGCUCAGCAACAACUUUCAUCUGCAACAACAGAACAAGAUAAAGCUGAAGCAGCAAUUGCAGUUGAAGUUGCAGAAGCUUUAGUACAAGCUUUAUCAUAAACAUUGUGCAAGCAUUGUGUACAUAUUAAAAUAUCAUUAUGUGUAUCAUUAAAUUCUUAGAUCAUA